Messenger RNA from Penicillium daleae, 1500 nucleotides. It is a transcript of the gene fgaCat, whose product is annotated as catalase easC. Lineage: Eukaryota; Fungi; Ascomycota; Eurotiomycetes; Eurotiales; Aspergillaceae. The transcript is spliced from 4 exons. Gene Ontology annotation, cellular component: mitochondrion; peroxisome; cytoplasm. Gene Ontology annotation, biological process: hydrogen peroxide catabolic process; response to hydrogen peroxide. Gene Ontology annotation, molecular function: catalase activity; heme binding. The coding region runs from base 1 to 1500 and encodes 499 amino acids. The record is from RefSeq and is a predicted model, not a curated record.
AUGGGUAACGACGAUCAGCCCAAGACCUAUCGCUACAACGAGACUCCGGUCUACACGGCCUCCAAUGGCUGCCCGGUCAUGGACCCCCAGGCCGCCCAGCGUGUUGGCCCUAACGGCCCUCUUCUCUUGCAAGAUUUCCACCUGAUCGAUCUGCUGGCGCACUUUGACCGCGAGCGCAUCCCGGAGCGGGUGGUUCAUGCCAAGGGUGCUGGGGCCUAUGGCGAGUUUGAGGUUACUGACGACAUCAGCGAUAUUACCACCAUCGACAUGCUCAAGGGCGUGGGUAAGAAGACCAAGAUGUUGACCCGCUUCUCUACCGUUGGCGGCGAGAAGGGCUCGCCAGACAGUGCCCGCGACCCUCGUGGCUUCGCCAUGAAGUUCUACACUGAAGAGGGCAACUGGGACUGGGUGUUCAACAACACCCCAGUCUUCUUCCUGCGCGACCCGGCCAAGUUCCCCGUCUUCAUCCACACCCAGAAGCGUAACCCGCAAACCAACCUGAAAGAUGCCACCGCGUUCUGGGACUACCUCUCCACCCACCAAGAGGCCGUCCAUCAGGUGAUGCACCUGUUCAGCGACCGCGGUACCCCUUACUCCUACCGCCACAUGAACGGCUACUCCGGUCACACCUAUAAGUGGAUCAAGCCCGAUGGCACUUUCAACUAUGUGCAGAUUCACUGCAAGACUGAUCAGGGCAACAAGACCUUCACCAACGAAGAAGCGACCAAGCUGUCUGCCGAGAACCCUGACUGGCACACUCAGGAUCUGUUCGACGCCAUUGCUCGCGGCGAGAACCCCUCGUGGACCUGCUACGUGCAAGUCCUGUCCCCAGAGCAGGCGGAGAAGUUCCGCUGGAGCGUGUUCGACUUGACCAAGGUGUGGCCGCAGAGCGAGGUUCCCCUGCGCCGCUUUGGUCGCUUCACACUGAACAAGAACCCGGAGAACUACUUCGCCGAGAUCGAGCAGGCAGCCUUCUCGCCCUCCCACAUGGUCCCCGGUGCCGAGCCCUCGGCCGACCCCGUCCUGCAGUCCCGUCUGUUCUCCUACCCCGAUACCCACCGCCACCGUCUCGGCGGAAACUACGAGCAGAUCCCCGUCAACUGCCCGCUGCGCUCAUUCAGCCCGUGGCACCGCGACGGCGCCAUGAAUGUGCACGGUAACUACGGCGCCAACCCCAACUACCCUUCUACCUUCCGUCCCCUGGCCUACAAGCCUGUGAAGGCUAGCCAGGAGCACGAGAAGUGGACUGGCGCCGUCCUUGCGGAGCAGAUCCCUGUCACUGAUGAGGACUUUGUGCAGGCCAAUGGUCUCUGGCAGGUGCUUGGUCGCCAGCCGGGUCAGCAGGAGAACUUUGUGAAGAACAUCUCUGGCCAUCUAUGCGGUGCUCAUGAGCGCGUCCGCAAGGCCACUUACGGCAUGUUCCGCCGUGUUAACAAGGACCUUGGUGCCCGCAUCGAGGCUGCCACUGAGGCCAAUGUUGCGCCAUCUGCCCGUCUGUAG